AGAAUUACAGACAAUCUUCUCCAGCGUUUGUCAUCAAGGUACUCCUUAAAGAGCGUGAGCGGCUCGAAGUCACCGGAACUAGCCAUAUAAUGUGGCGAUAAAGAUAACUCAUCUAACUCGUGUUCGACCCAGUGUCCUACGGCGGCCUCAGUCUCCACACUAUUAAACAACAAGAUCUUCAACUUACUGAACGAGCUUUAAGAGCGCUAAAUGGACCAUUGUCAUCAAACUGGGUUAUUUAAUUAGAGGGCGGAGGCAGGCUAUUAUGUCAACAUCACCUGCGAUUAUUAGGAUACUUUAUAAGGCCCGGUAGAGUGAGGUUAAGCCCGCUCUGUCUUAGAAAAUCACAAAGAGAGAAAGAGAAGGCUUCAUUAUGGUAAUCAACGCCAGACGAACUGCUUGUGUAACAGUUUUAUCUAUUGUUUUACUCAUGAUUGGCAACUUGGUGAGUUCACAACCUCGUGUUCCGCUAGAAGAGAGAGAGAUUUCUCCAUGGUACAGUGAACUGGUUAGAAUCCACAACGCCAAUGAAAUGGAUAGAGAAAAUAUGCAAAAACAUGCAUCCGGUGAACUUUCCAGAAAAUCCUUGCUAGACACAACAGCUACAAGAUUUUAUAUCCCACACCCAGAUCAAGGCAGAAAACAUAUGAAAGCUUCAGAAAACACAGACAAUAAGUCUAGAGACUACAGCAUGAUUCAAGGACUUCACAUUGUUUACCAUAAUCAGCCACAAAAUAAGUUUAAAACUCAACAGCAGCUAAUAACACACGUGGUACUGCAUGGGCAUGAAGAUGAGUCAAAUAACAAGGUGAUAAAACCUAGAAAGCUAGCAGACAAGUCGCCGAAAGAACUUACUGGAAUUAAAAGUCAAUCAGACAAGCAAGAAAUUAAAUUUCCAGGAUAUCACAAUUAUAUACACAACAAACAUAAAAACCAGGAAAAAGACCAAGCCAUAAAACUGACAAACCAGAAAAGAAAGGACCAGACAGACAGUGAGAUGGUGGCUGAACAACCUGACCUUCAUGUGACUGGUAGCACAAAAAGGAAGUUUCAUAAGGUGGCAAGAAGGUUUUUUACUAUACCAUGGGAAGAAUGUCUAAUCAUCAACGAGAACGGCAAGAUACAAGCAACACUCAGCCAGUCAGAUUGUGCAAAAUAUGGGACAUUCUGUGAAAUAAACAAUGGAGGAAAUAUAAACCUGAAGUCAACUACUGGUGACUAUUUUAUUGCAAUAAACAACACUGGCCAGAUAUAUGCAGAGAGCUCCCAGACUAAAGACACCAAUCUGACAACUAGUAUCGCGGAUCUGUUCAACUUCACAGUCAACAUCUACCGGAUAGUAGAUAACACACGCUGUUAUCUAAACGUUUCAUCCACGCGUCCAACAACGAAUUGUUCAAGGAAACCAUUCGCCCUGCAGUCAAGGAUCGUAGGGACAUGCAAAUAGGCGCGUAUUGUCGCCUGAGGCAUGUUUUAUUAGCCAGGAAGCCGACGAUAUUUGUGUUUGCUCGAACGCACUUGUAUGCGCGCAUCUUUGCUCAAUAGCCUUCUGGGUAAUUUCAAGUAUGACGGCUAGAAAAAUUACCCAUUGACCCGUGCGUGAGGCGUUGUUUUACCGCUCCCCAACAAAAGUGUGAGAAGUGCUACGAAGUAAAUAUCGUCUCCUUAAAAAUAUAAAAGAGAAAUAAUCAGAAGAGGAAAGAACUUCGCGUCUGUCUUAAAAAUUGCUAGAAUUUUGAUGAUAUUUUCUUGGAUAUUUUUGGAAAUAUUAAAGUAAUUAAAUCGUAUUUUCAUAAAUCC
This is a messenger RNA of Nematostella vectensis (starlet sea anemone), 1800 nucleotides long. RefSeq lists its product as uncharacterized. Bases 374 to 1447 code for a protein of 357 amino acids. The transcript has 5 exons. NCBI's taxonomy places the organism in Eukaryota, Metazoa, Cnidaria, Anthozoa, Actiniaria, Edwardsiidae. The record is from RefSeq and is a predicted model, not a curated record. Gene Ontology annotation, molecular function: growth factor activity.